Messenger RNA from Dichomitus squalens LYAD-421 SS1, 3077 nucleotides. RefSeq lists its product as uncharacterized. Gene Ontology annotation, molecular function: clathrin binding. Lineage: Eukaryota; Fungi; Basidiomycota; Agaricomycetes; Polyporales; Polyporaceae. The coding region runs from base 174 to 2972 and encodes 932 amino acids. Gene Ontology annotation, cellular component: cytoplasm; intracellular membrane-bounded organelle; vesicle. The transcript is spliced from 3 exons. Gene Ontology annotation, biological process: clathrin coat disassembly; clathrin-dependent endocytosis. The record is from RefSeq and is a predicted model, not a curated record.
CUCGGUCGAUGUGAACUCCAGUACAUACUCGCGCAGCAUCUGCUUCUUUUCUCCUGUGCAUCCCCGGCUUCUAUCUCACCACAUAUCACGGCAUACUGCUCUCUAUUGACUCUCUUUGGUGUUCUUCACAGAGGUCGCUAGCUGGUCUACCACCGAUCGCAGCUGCUCACGCCAUGUCAGACGCAUUUGCCGAUCUCUGGAGCUCGACGGGGGCAUCCAAGCCUGCUGAACUCCCUCGGAAACUAGGUGCGAUGGCCGCGGCAGCACCUAUGUCAACCGCGCAGCGCAAGCCGCAAAACGACGUCUUCUCUAUGCUCGCAGCCGCAGGUUCGUCGUCAUCAGUCAAUGCUCGCACCUCCAACCCGUCCCAGCCAACCUCGCUCGGAGGUAGCGCUUCUGCGCGGCCUGUCCAGAAGGCAAACAGCACUGGAUUCAACACCAGCGGAAUGGGAGGCGGAGAUGUGUUCAGUGGACUGCUCUCGGGAUCACUCUCUUCCGGGCCUUCCUCGAAUGGCGCGAACCUCACGAUUGCUCAACGGGCUGCUCUCGCGGCGCAAGAGAAACAGGCUCGCGCAGCGCACACUAAGCCUUCAGUACACAAUGCUCAUGCCUCCAAUGCUUGGGCUGGUCUCGAUGCAUUGGGAGGCAGCUCUUCGAUUACUCCAUCUUCCAAGCCCGCGACGCCAUCGCACGAUCCCUUAGACGACCUCGGAUUCGGCUCCUUCUCCAGUGUGCCGUCCUCUUCGCAGAAGUUUCCUGCUGAAGACGACGACUGGCUCAGUGGGCUUGCCGCGAAACCCCCCGCCGCCCCUACGUCGAAGCCGAAGCCGAGCACCACCACUUCUACCGCUCAAAGCCUGCUCGAUUGGGAUGAAUUCGAGUCAAGCCCUCCCGCAGGCCCUUCGGUUACCCAAAGCACUUCGCAGGGCGAUCCGCUUGGCGACUUCGACUUCGGAAACAGGGAGGACGGGCUCUUGGGCAACCACUCAGGUGACGAGGAUGACAUUCUCGGUGACUUAGGCAAGCCUGUAGAACAGUUGCAGGUGCGGCGCUCUGAGCGUAAUACCCCGUCUCCUCAGCCUCCGCAGUCCGGGCAGCGAUCGCGCGCUGUAUCCCCGCCUCCGCAUCUGCUCGGUCAGAUCGUCGAGAUGGGCUUCUCCGUGCAACAAGCUCGCAUUGCGCUCGCAGCUACCGACACCGGCCUUGACGUCCAGGCCGCCAUUGAGAACCUCCUCGCGAACGGGGCCGCCUCCUCUCCCGCACCCGAACAGCAGGAAGAGCGCCGACGGAGAGCACAGCGCGAACCGGGGCACGAGCGGUACUACGGUUCAGACGGGGAAGACGAUGGCCUCCGUCAGCCCCAGCGUCGCCCUGCCGCUCGUCCCCCACAGCAGCAGCAGCAGCGGCCUGCAAGAGAGCGCGUGGAACAGAACGGGACUUCGCCUUCGUCGGACAGCCAAAGAAACUUGCAGGAGCAGGCGGACAAGUUCAUUGCGCAAGCGAGCGAGAUUGGGCUGAGUAUGUUCUCGCGCGCGAACGCGUUCUGGAAGGAAGGCAAGGAACGUGUUCAGCGUGUGUACGAGGAACGAGCUGCUGCUGCCGCUGCCGCCGGAGCAGGAUCCUCGCGGCAGGGAUCUGCGGACAGCUCACGCAACAAGGCCAGGCCGAAGUGGAUGCAGGACGCGCCUGACGACGGGCAUGUGCCAGAGGAUGUCAAGGGAGGAAGUGCUGGUCGGUUCGAAGACUUCGACGACGAAGAGGCGUCUCAGCCUAGCCUUCCACAACGGAGGCAGCCCCCGCCACGCGCCAAGGAGCCUCCACAGCAGCCCGCGGAGAGCCCUGCGUCGCGCUUCAAGACAGCCAGUCUCUUCGCAGACGAUGCGCCGUCCGUCUACGUCUCGCCGUUCCGCCGCAAGACUCCCUCGCGCGCGCAGUCCGGAGCUUCAUCCUCGGCCCCUUCUCCUGCUGCUGCUCCGUCAAGGCCUACUCCACCCCGCGCCCCUUCCCCAGUUACGCUCACUCAGCGCACUUGUGUCUCCGCGUCGGCGUCUGCCAUCUCCGCCUCAGCUCAGCAGAAGGCCCUGGGCACAGAGAAGUUCAAGCUAGGCCAAUACGGCGAAGCUGAGGCAUUCUACACUGCCGCGAUCACCGCCCUCCCCGCGAAUCACCUCCUCCUCGUUCCCCUCUUCAAUAACCGCGCGCUCACUCGGCUCAAGACUGGGGAUGCCUCCGGGGCGAUCGAAGAUUGCACCGCCGUCAUCUCGCUCAUCGGGGAAGGGUACCACCCCGCGCGCGAGGCGAAGGUCACACGCGAGGACGAGGGCGCGGGCGUCGACCUCGCCGACGGGCUCGUCAAGGCUUACAGACGGCGCGCGGAGGCGUACGAGGGCAAGGAGAAGUGGGAUCUCGCUAAGGCGGAUUGGGAGUUUGUCGCCGGGUCGGACUUUGCGGGGCGCGCGAGGGCGGAGGCCGUCACGGGCAUCGGGAGGUGUCGUCGCAUGAUCAAUACUGAUGUCGAUACUGGGGCGUCGACUGCCACCGCCCCGCCCAGACCGAAGCCCGCUGUUACGAAGCAAGCCCCGAGGCCAAAGGGGAGGGUACCGACGCCGCCGUCAGAGGCGCUGAACAGGGUGCAGGCACAGAAUCGGGCAGCGGAGGCGGAGGACCAGCAGAAGUACGAGCUCAAGGACGUCGUGGACGCGAAGCUGGGCGCUUGGAAGGCGGGCAAGGAGAACAACAUCCGCGCGCUGAUCGCCAGCCUCGACACGGUGCUCUGGCCGGAACUUGGGUGGCAGAAGGUCGGGAUCCACGAGCUGGUGAGCCCGAGCCAGGUGAAGAUUCGAUAUACGAAGGCGAUCGCAAAGCUGCAUCCAGACAAGCUCAAUGUAAGGAACACGACACUGGAGCAGCGGAUGAUCGCCAAUGGGGUGUUCGGAACACUGAACGAGGCUUGGAAUGCGUUCAAGCCAUGAACGUGUUGGGUAUUUAUGGAUUAUUAGGAUGCUACUCUUCUGUACUUGACAAAAUGGUGAAUGGGGCUGCACAGCUAGGACAUGUAGAGACUCUGUUUGGUCGUC